Molecule: messenger RNA, 1435 nt
Organism: Symsagittifera roscoffensis
Lineage: Eukaryota; Metazoa; Xenacoelomorpha; Acoela; Convolutidae
Product: cyclic nucleotide-binding domain-containing protein 2-like
Source: RefSeq, a predicted model, not a curated record
AAAGAGUUGCCGAAAGAGUGCAAGUUGGCAUUGCAGGUCCCAUUCUACUCCAGAACAGAACAAGACAUCGAAACAAUCUUCAGUGGCCUUAAGUUGGUACCCCAAUUCGUGGAGUUCCCCACUAAUAUCCUCGACAAAAUAGCCAGCAGAGUAUGGCUGGACAGUUUCCCUCCACACCGGGUGAUUGUGAGACAGGGUCACAGGGGUGAGAACUACUACAUUGUGGUGAAGGGCAGAGUGGAGGUGUCUGUGAUAGAUGUGGACCCCCUCACCAGGGAGAUCAAGCCACGCACUGUCAACAUACUCACCAAGGGACAAGCAUUCGGGGAGAAGGCACUGUUGAACAACAUGAAGAGAAAUGCGACUUGUGUGAGUUUGGAUGCGGUGGAUCUCUUAGUACUGUCGAAGGAUGCCUUCAUGGAGGUGGUGAGUAUGCAGAGGGCGAGGAACAAGCGACAUGGACAGAACCAGUCGGACGAACCAGAACACAUUCAGUUCCUAAGGAAAGUGCCGUUUCUGAGUACGUGGCCAAUUUCCAAGCUGUUAACAGAACACGAAUCCUGUCAGUUUUACUACUACAGGAGAGGCAUGUUGAUAUGUUCGAACAUCAACGGAACCGACCAGAUAUACAUAAUCAAAGAUGGCUCGUGUUCAGUACUUCUCAUGUUAAAAGAUGUCAAAGAGUCCAAAAUAGCAUCUUAUGAAGAUCUUUUACCCCCUGUGAAACCCAAACCAACUAACCGACUUGAACUCACAAACUCUGCGACCGGUACUGUAUCAAUGCCAGUGACUAGAUCAUCAGCCAAAAGACCAGUGGUAUCUGCUGGAGAGAAGGGGAAAAAGAGACCUGGAACUGUUCCAGCAAAGCACAAUUUUUCAAAAAACACAGCAGCCAAUACGAGGCCUCUUCACUCGACUGUGACGUCAUUAGGCGGGGAUGUCAGAGACAGUGGAACGACUGUAUUCGUCUGUGUGGACACUUUAGUGAGAGGAGACGAGUUCGGUCUCUCCACACUUGGUGUGAAACAACCGGAUCCAGAUGCUGACUCAGACGAAGAACAGACCUCGGAGGACAUGCUGGCCCAGUUGAGACCGAAACUGCCGAAUUUGGCCCUGGUGAGCAACGGGUGCGAGUGUAUCUCCAUCAACAAGGCCACCCUCCUCAAACACUCCACCACCCUCAUUUUCAAACAGAUGAAGGAGAGUGUCAAAGUAUACCCAGAUAAAGAAUACUUCAGACGGAAGUUCGAGGACACUCGCAAGUGGGAGCAGUACAGGAAGGGGAUACUCGGAUCAUGUCUGCAGAGUCGGCAGAAGACACACUUCAAAAGAGGCACCAUGGCAGAAUUACAAACAAACUCAGAAGACUGAUCAUUUUAAUCUUAGAAUUCAGAUUUUUUUAAUUUUAAAUUUGUUCCCAAUCACAAAGAAAACA